UGUUUUCAAAGAAAAAACAAAGAAAGUUCAGUUGCCUUUUGAAAAACCAUGUCUAGGACAGCCACAACCUAUAUAACUGAAAAUCUCCACAGACAUCUUCUCUUAAGUCUACAGUGAUCUACAGUAUGAAUCAGUUCCCUUACUGAUUAUAUGGAUUCUUCCCUUCUGAUUCUUUCUAGAAUGGAAUGGCCAUUUAUUCCCUUAGUGACAUAUUGUUCCUUUGUCUCCCAGAAUGUUAGGUACACCUUGCCAGUCCAGCAGAGCAUGGCUCCACCUUACAAUAGGAAGGUUUGUCAGAGCUCAGAUGUGGAGAAAGAAUGGAUUCAAAUGUCCUGAGUGAAUGCCGAGCAGAACCUAUGGCUGCCUAGUGGAACCCAUCCAUGCAAUGAAAAGCUGAACUGUUCCAAGACCUCCUUCAAAAAAUACAGUUUAACAAACAUAAGACCAUGUCUCAGCUUCAGUUGCUCCGGAGACCUUUGUCUCCAAAGAUGGAACCUGAACAAUAUAUUCUAAAGAAGAAAUGCACAAAAGGCGUUCGUGAAAAAGAGAAAGAACCCGAAAAAGUGCUUGGAGGUGUUGACAGCCAGCCUGAAAAGAGCCAACCAAUUUCUUUGUGCUUUCCAGAUGACGAUUUUGGUGCCCAGCUUCCAGGCCCUCUUAAGAGAAAUUUCGUUAUCCCUGUCUAUUUGACUGGUCCCCCUAGCUUCCCAAUGCAAAACCGUCGUGCCCCUAUGCGGUUACAGCAUCCUACGCUGCACCCAUUUCAUUUACCAUCAGAUUUUGUGGUGAGCGGUGUGACUAUGGUAACCUCUCCUCUCCGUUCUGUAAUCCAGAAAUCUGUCCCUAAAAAGCCAUUCAUUUCUCAUUAUAAUUGUGAAGUCUUCAGUAAGCAGCUGAUUGCUAAAGAGAUGAAAGGUCCAGAGAAAGUUUCCACCAUAUAUUUAAAACUGGGCAAGUCUGAUGGAACAUUGGAAAGUCCAGAAAAAAGUCAAAGGAGCAAAAAAAGUCCAAAGAGCAUGUGGGAUGAAGAACAGAUCAUGCAAGAUGAGGAACAGAUCAUGCUGGAUAGGGAACAGAUCAUGCGAGAGAAGGAACAGAUCAUGCUGGAUAGGGAACAGGCCAUGCUGGAUAUGGAAAAGGAAUUCAAAGAAGAAAUGGAUUUUAUUAAAUCAUUUGUCUCCGGAGCUGGAUACGAUACUGAAUUAAGUGAAAUAGAUAAGGCCAAUGAAAUGCUAGACAAGGCUGAAAUGGCAGUUCUGUUUUGCAUCAUGCAUAGAAAAACUGGACUUAAUCUUAAGGCACAUUUUCUCUCUGAACUUCCUGACCUCUUGCCUUUGUCUGAUUUCUUGCUGUACCUAAACUUGUCAUAUAAUAAUCUGGAUUGCUUUCCAUUAGAGGUGAUUAAUCUGCAAUAUUUACAAGUGCUAAAGCUCCGAAAUAACCCUAUCAAAUCCAUCCCAGGGGAAAUCUCUGAUUUGAGGGAUCUUAAAUUCUUGACGAUGUCCUUCAACCUGCUCACCACUCUCCCACCUGAGCUAUUUACCCUGCCAAAUCUUCAGAGUCUUGAUGUUUCCUAUAAUGAACUCGAAUAUAUCCCUAACGAAAUACAAAAUCUCAGAAGCCUAGUCUACCUGAACUUGGAAGGAAAUCUACUUUACUCCUUGCCUUGUGGGAUUCUGAAACUUCAGUUGAAACACCUACUGGUGGAAAACAACUUCUUGCAUGCCUGUUUCUGGACUGAGACUUUCCUGAUGCAACCUCAGCGCCUUAGGGACAUGGCUGCCCUGUGUUUCGUUAAGCACCAGCUGUGGAAAAUAUAUCAUCAUUUACCAGAGGAGAUUCACGAUAUCAUAAGCAACUUUGCAGGCUGCGACUGCUGCAUGGGACCCUUGUACGGAAAAGGCUUCCGUUUUAUCCUCAUUUAUAGGAAUGUUUACGGACUAAGACUUCCAUAUCAGUUUUCAGCUUGCUCACCAGACUGCUAUACAGCUUUUGUCAAGUCAGCUGUGCCAACCUGACGGGUGUUGUUAAUGUUAGUCAAUUGAGAUUCAGGAGAAGUGAAUAACCAGUUGAAUAAAGCAAGCAAGCAAGCAGUGCUUUGGGUAUGGAAGGUAAAUUUCUGUUGGGGGAGGGGGCCUAAGGAUUAUUGUGACAUUCAAAGUUCAGUUAUUUAUAUAUCAUAUUUAGAAACUGCCAACCUCCCUCCUAGGGCGAUUCUGGACAUUCUCUUGAUUACCGUGCCCAUCUCUAAGCAACGUUGCGAAAAUCCUAGCACCGUUUCCAGUUUUUAACUAAAAAAAAAAAAAAAAAAAAGAACGACGUUAUUUUAAGUCUUUUAAUGUAAAUUAGUAUUUAGGAUUUGGGGAUCCUUUUUCUUAGCACAGCCUACAAUGUCAUUAGACAGAUUGUAUUUAUUUAUUUAUUUAUUUAAUUUAUAUACCGCCCUUCUCCCGAAGGACUCAGGGCAGUUUACAGCCAUGGUAAAAAGUACAAAUCAAAAAGUUAAAAAAGCAUUUAAAAACUAAUUAAAGACUGAAAAAAAUAUAAUAAAACUAUAUUAAAACCCCAAUAAAAAACUUCAUUAUGAUUAAAGGGAUAUAUGUGUGUGUAUCUGAUAGGCAUAAUGCUACUUUUUACUGCUGUACAUUCUGCCUUGUAAUAAAAUAAAACACUAUGCACUGAUAUAUUGCUUGAUCGUGUGAUUUUCCUGCUUUAGGACAAACUAAAUGAUGGGCUUCUAGAAUCAUGGGUAUCGUGUAUUUACGAGGCAAGACAAUCACUGCCAUUUUUCUCAUGAUUUGUGCUGCUAGUUUCUUGUGCUAUUUGUAGGAAUUUAAAUAAACUCAAUCAACAAAUGUAGGCAGCAGUGCAUUUAAAAUACAAUGUAGGUAGCAAUAGGUAAUACUUUGGUCAGCAUACAAGGAUACCAGUAGUACUUGAGGCUUUUGGAACGUAACAUUGGCACAAAUCUUAGUUUUCCAUGGCUUAUAGAAAUAUUGUUUGCAGCUGCGUAUAUUAUGUAGACUUUCUGUGAGUCUAAGGUUAAAUUUGACACUACGAAGUUUUCUUGACUGCUACCCCAAUAGUAAUCAAAGUUACUGUAACCCACGUUGUUUGUGAUAAUCCUAGCAUCGCUUCCUUUGACUCAAAAGUAAAAAUAGGUAGAUUCCCCUCGUACGUAUGUGCUAGUCAUUCCUGACUCUAGGGGGUGGUGCUCAUCUCCAUUUCAAAGCCGAAGUCAGUGUUAUCCAGACAUCUCCGUGGUCAUGUGACCGGCAUGACUAAAUGCCAAAGAUGCACAGAACACUGUAACCUCCUUAACAUAUAUGUUUUCAGUUCCGUAAAAUACUAAUGUUUAAAAUAUAACCUUAUAUGGUAGUGUGCAUACUCAGGAAAUGUAUACGUAAGACAAACGUAUAAAUAAAUCUCAAUGUAUGCCCAUCGGGGGUCAGACCCUUAGCUGCGUUUUGCUGUUUGAACCUGCGCAUUAAACCUUUCUUUCACUGAAGAGCUGGCUUGCAUCCCAUCAUUCUACAACAAAAGAUGGUCCCUAUUUUUCUAUUUCCAUUUUUUACGUGUUUUCGAACUGCUCGGUUGGCAGAAGCUGGGACAAGGAACAGGAGCUCACCCUGUUACGCGGCACUCGGGAUUUGAACCACUGAACUGCUGAUCUUUCGAUCGACAAGCUCAGCAUCUUAGCCACUUCCAAUUUUUUUAAAAAAAUAAUUGGAAAAUUAUUUUUCCAAAGUAAAAAUAUGAUGCUGUAAAUACCAUUUUCUUAUUAAUUUGCCAAUUAUGCAUCUGGCAAAACAAACCCUUCCAUGAAGCUACAAUAAAAUCAGGACUCAAAUGUUAUUCGCUAUGGCAAGCUAUAAAAGGCAGAAUGCAGAAAAAGACUCCAACAAUUCUGCAAAUGUGCAGAAGGUGCUUAAUUGUCUUCCUUGCCAGCUCUCCAAAACUAAAUGAAAGCAAUGGCCUUUUAC
Ahaetulla prasina is the source of this 3983-nucleotide messenger RNA. It is a transcript of the gene LRRC63, whose product is annotated as leucine rich repeat containing 63. The record is from RefSeq and is a predicted model, not a curated record. Bases 447 to 2018 code for a protein of 523 amino acids. NCBI's taxonomy places the organism in Eukaryota, Metazoa, Chordata, Lepidosauria, Squamata, Colubridae. Gene Ontology annotation, molecular function: protein binding. The transcript is spliced from 12 exons.